Molecule: messenger RNA, 1413 nt
Organism: Lithohypha guttulata
Lineage: Eukaryota; Fungi; Ascomycota; Eurotiomycetes; Chaetothyriales; Trichomeriaceae
Exons: 1
Coding region: 1-1413 (470 amino acids)
Molecular function (GO): protein binding
Source: RefSeq, a predicted model, not a curated record
AUGCACUUGACGGAGCUGCCGGUUGAGGUUCUAGAAGAGGUGUUUUCGUACUUGGACAAUCAUACAAAUCUCAACCACUACACUAGCGAGCAUAACAACUCCGAAAAUAGUGAGGACGAUGGAGACGAUCAACACAGUAUAAGUAGCGAAGAUCUUGAAGAUGCUGCUGUGUCAAGCGUCGCGAUUAGUGUUGCAAAUCCUCGACAAUCACUGCUUGCCCUCUCACUUGUGUCCCGAUGUUUUCACCGUCUCGUCCAACCUCGCCUGUUUGCUGUCUUCGACCAAACAAAGGACAAAACACUACCGUUCUUGCGACACAUCGAGGAGUAUCCGCAACACGCAAUGUAUGUCCGCACCCUACGAAUUGAGCCCAUCAUGAGAGACUGGGAGUGGAAGUGUAUUGGGGAGGAUGCAGAUUUCGCUUUUGUAUCAUUACUGCUCUGUAAGAUCCUGCAUCAGGCGACUCUUGUUUCGGGGGAGUUCCCUGCGAGCCUCGUGUCUGACCUCUCCUUGAAGGACGACGGAGUCCAGCAAGAGAUCAUUGCGCAAUGGCUGAUACUUAAUCUGCCGCUUGUGGAGACAUUGAACAUAUCGAUACCCGAGGAUUGGUCGUUUAGUUUACUCACGUCCACGGUACAGCACGAUCGCAAACUGCUCUCACGUUUGCGCGUGUUGCGUGUCCUCGACUCUCCUCCAUCUUUGCAGAAGAGAUAUGGACUGCAACCAACACUUGACCUCGGACUGGCAGUAGCUUUGUUGGAUCUCAAGCAAUUGAACACCGUCGUUCUCGACACCUGCAUUAACUUCAAGAAGCACGAGAAGCUUGACCUGUGUGUGAAAAACGUGGUUCAUCGGCGUUGUGGUCGAGUUGCAUAUCAAGUGAAUCGUCUGCUUGCGGCGUGCACACAGCUACAAUCUUACGAUCUCGAGUACGACGGCGGUACAGCGCUCGACCUUUCCGGACUUUCAAAAAGCAAGGACACUUUAGAGCGCUUGAGUCUGAGAGUGUCGACACUAGCAUUGAAUCUGCUAACACAAUGUCAGGUCUUGAAAUAUGUCGCCAUCACAGCCGAGCAGUUCGACCCACGCCGUCCAGGUACGAGACAAGGAAUACACCACCGAACGAGAAUUCUCAAGCCUCCGCCGCAUCUUCUGGCAGCGAUGCUCCCAGCUAGUCUUGAACAUCUGUGUCUCAGCAAGGCCUACGGAGACGCCCAGUUGAUGUGGCAGGAUCAACUGAUGGUCGUGGUCAAAUAUACGGCUCGAAAGUUCCGGAACCUUAAGCUCAUCGAGGUCUCCUGGCGGCCCAGUCGACAGUUGCAGGAGGAGUGUGUAUUAUUCAAUUUACAGCUCGCAACCCUCAAUAACGACGAUAGCGACGAUUUCUCUAGGGCCAUUAAUGCUAACAGCUAG